Hyalella azteca is the source of this 605-nucleotide messenger RNA. RefSeq names its product profilin. The transcript has 3 exons. NCBI's taxonomy places the organism in Eukaryota, Metazoa, Arthropoda, Malacostraca, Amphipoda, Hyalellidae. Bases 172 to 552 code for a protein of 126 amino acids. Gene Ontology annotation, cellular component: cell cortex. Gene Ontology annotation, molecular function: actin monomer binding. The record is from RefSeq and is a predicted model, not a curated record.
UACGAGUUGGUCGCUAGCAAAGGAAGCUGUCCAGCGAGUGUUGCUCUCAUCGUAUUUAACAAUUAACUAUUUAAUUUAACAAUUAACAUUACUGAUACGAAUUCCUGUUUAGCAGCUGUGGUAUAACAGUCGUUUCCCGAAUAACAAAUAACAAGAACAAAAAUAACAAAGAUGUCGUGGGACUCGUACGUCAGUGACCAGCUCAUGUCCACCGGCAACCUGACGAUGGCCGCCAUCUGUGGCCACGACGGCCAGGUCUGGGCCUCCUCCAAGGACUUCACGCCCUCACCGGACGAGGCCCUCAAGCUCGUCAAGGCCUUCGAGGACCCCUCGGGCCUCGCAGCCUCAGGUAUGCACAUAGCAGGCACACGGUUCGUGUACCUGAGUGGCACGGACGAGACCCUGCGUGGCAAGAAGAACACGGUGGGCGUGCACGUGGCUAAGACCAAGACCGCUAUCAUCAUCGGGGUCUACGAGGAGCCCAUACAGCCCGGACAAUGUGCUGUUACUGUUGAGAGUCUUGCCGACUAUCUCAGGGGCGUCAACUACUAACAUUACUACCAACAUCACUACUAACAUACUAACAUUACUACCAACAUCAUUAA